This is a messenger RNA of Aspergillus puulaauensis, 597 nucleotides long. RefSeq lists its product as uncharacterized. The transcript is spliced from 2 exons. Gene Ontology annotation, biological process: post-translational protein targeting to endoplasmic reticulum membrane. Bases 1 to 597 code for a protein of 198 amino acids. Gene Ontology annotation, cellular component: TRC complex. Lineage: Eukaryota; Fungi; Ascomycota; Eurotiomycetes; Eurotiales; Aspergillaceae. The record is from RefSeq and is a predicted model, not a curated record.
AUGAGUUCUCAGCCUGGACUUCGUCGGCGAGACUGGACAGCAGGCCAUGGACUGCGAAAGGUUCUUGAUGCCACAACGAACGCGUCCGAGCCAAAGCCAAUUGCUCAUCCCCCAACCGAUCCAGCAGCCAUAAAAGAAACCUGCGACUCCUUCACAUUCGCCUCGUUUACGGAAGAAGAUGCCUGGGAACUCGGCCACCUCCUCUACGCGCGCCUCCUCCCAUUUACACCAAAGGAGUCUUGCUUGAUUUCAAUAACGCUCGCCGGCACCGGCCAAGUCGUCUUCCAAGCCGUCUGCGGCCCGAAUACAAUGAAGGACAACGAGAACUGGGUAGCUCGGAAGCGCAAUGUGGUGCUGCGGUGGUCGGGAAGUACGUGGUACUGGAACCGGGUAUUUGACGGUGGAGAUGAGGAUAAGUUUCGCCAGCUUUUUAGUAUGAGUAUGGAGGAAUCGACCCGGUAUGCUAUUCAUGGUGGGGGCGUGCCGAUUCGCGUGGAGGGCGUUGCUGGGAUUGUUGCGGUCGUUUGUGUUUCUGGGUUGAAGCAGGAGGAGGAUCAUGGGGUUAUUGUGGAGGUUAUUAAUGAUAACUGGUGUUAG